Molecule: messenger RNA, 3964 nt
Organism: Rhincodon typus (whale shark)
Lineage: Eukaryota; Metazoa; Chordata; Chondrichthyes; Orectolobiformes; Rhincodontidae
Product: histone-lysine N-methyltransferase NSD2-like
Exons: 5
Coding region: 1-771 (256 amino acids)
Biological process (GO): regulation of DNA-templated transcription
Cellular component (GO): nucleus; chromatin
Molecular function (GO): histone H3K36 methyltransferase activity; protein binding
Source: RefSeq, a predicted model, not a curated record
AUGUCAAUUCAGGGAGAACUAUUGGUCAAAAUGGAUAGAAUAAUUGAUGCUGGGCCUAAAGGCAAUUAUUGCCGAUUUAUGAACCACAGUUGUCAGCCCAAUUGUGAAACACAGAAAUGGACAGUGAAUGGAGACACUCGAGUUGGGUUGUUUUCUCUUUGUGAUAUCCCAGCAGGGACUGAGCUGACCUUCAAUUACAAUCUUGACUGUCUUGGCAAUGAGAAGACCAUCUGUAGGUGUGGGGCACCAAAUUGCAGUGGAUUCCUCGGGGUCAGACCCAAGAAUGCAAGUAAUGGUUCCGAUGACAAAGGAAAAAGGGGGAGAAAGAAAAUACGGAAACGGAAAUCUAAGGGUGAUGGGAAAAAAGAGCAUGAGGAUGAAUGCUUCCGGUGCAGAGAUGGUGGAGAACUUGUACUUUGUGAUAGAAAAACUUGUUCAAAGUCAUAUCACCUAUCCUGCCUCAGUCUUACAAAACCUCCAUUUGGAAAAUGGGAGUGCCCGUGGCACCACUGUGAUGUCUGUGGAAAACCUUCUGUAGUUUUUUGUCAAUUCUGCCCCAACUCUUUCUGCAAGGAUCAUGAGGAAGGAACAAUGUUCAAGUCCACAACUGAUGGACGUGCUUGCUGCUGCGAACAUGACCACUGCAACAUGGCAGAACCUCUGGAACGAUGCAAAAAUCCGGAGACCAAUCCUUCUCAGAAUGAGACAGUGAAGUUAGAGUCCAAGAAUCCCAAAACCACCAAUUAUACGCCAAUUGAAAAAGCACAGUGAAUUACUUGAACUGUAGACAUUAUUGGGAAUUGAUGUUAAUUGAUGAAUACUAUCACAAGCACUCAACACAACUUGUCAUACAAAGGACUGUUUGCAGGGAAAGGCACUCUUGAUUCUGCUGAGCCAUCUCCAGCAGUUCUUAACUGCAUCUGCACUGAUAAUUCAAGACUGUGACUCCAGAAUUCACAGUAUCCAGGACAGCAAAACUACACAGCAUUAUAUCAACACUGGGAAUCUUUCAUGAAACUGUCCCUCCUAUAAAAUAUUGAAAAUAGGAGAUAGAUUUAAAAGACCAAAAUACAAAGUGGGAUUGAAAGUAAAAAAUAAUAGCAUUUAUCAGUCAUUAAAAGUGUUAGAAAUAUGAUACUGAAAAAAAUGACACUAUUAGUUGCUCUUCAUUGUGUUUGUAUGCCUUAGUGUAGUUUACAUUAAUAGUUCAGUAUCUUUUGUAACUCUGCUGGUCUUCUUUGCAGUGCAUAGAUAAUCACUCGUUCAGUGUUUUGAAAUACCUUCUCUUCAGGGCUGUUUGAACCGUUUAGUUGUGUGGCUGCAGGGAUUGCAACUGUAUUACUGUAACCAGUAAAUGCAGCAAUUUGUAGGUAUUUUACUGGAAAAACUCUGGUCAGGCAAUUUAUUUAAAACAAUUGUAAUAAUAGCAAAUUUUGUUUAAUCAGUUAUGUCCCAACCUGUGAACCGUGUUCACCUUAAUUGAAAAUAAUUUAGAGUAGUGUUUGUUUUUUUGGUUUUUUUUUGUUCAUCAGUUGGAGAUUCUCAGAGCUUUCUCAACUUUUGUUGUUGCAACAUCCUAUGAGAAAGAAACCAACUGUUUAUAGAUCAUUGUGUUGAACCCUUUUAAGAGCUGGUCGUAGAGUUUAGCCUCUACUUUUCUUAACUUUUGUACUGUGUAUUCCCAAACUACUUUUGUAACCCUCUCAAGGGUCCAAGAGUAGCCAGUAUGCAGCAGAAAAGCUACCAAAUUUACUAGUGUUGCAUGACUGCCAGCUUGAGAAUUCCUCUAGGGACAACAAAUGAAAUUCUUUGGUGGGUUGUGAGAUGAAAACAAAAUAUGUUGCAUCACUGAAUGAUGAAUGACUUUUCAUCUCAUUGACUCUAUACACUAUUCCACUGUUGCUGUCACAUUGUAUUAUUGCUUAGGUCAGAGUGUGCUAUUCUGUAAAACUUUUUUAUUUGAAUUUACUGGAUGAAGUUUGGGACACUUGCAAUUCAAAUUCACUGAGCACAAAAUGUCAGUUGCCAAAGCCAGAACUGAAGAUCCACUACUGCCGAUUCAUGUAAUCUGUUGUAUUAGGGAGCAUAACUUUUCCCUUCUACAGUGUCUGCCUCGACAGUAAGGAAAAUGAUUAAUCUAAAGCAACAUUCCAAGGUUGAACAGCAUCUCUCUUAGAUUAUUUUGUUGUUUGGGUCCGUACUGGUGAAAUUGUUUCCUAUCCACAAUAUCUGAUAGUGCAGUUAUUUUUGGUUCAGAAUCAAGCCAGUCAAAAUUAGUUGUAAAUUAAUAUCUGGCUUUUGAUUUCAACUCCAUUGUGCACUUUGCAGCCAACAACGUUGAUUGGUUUUAUUAUCCACCCCUAUGGAAAUACUCAGGACGGUGCUCUUCUUUUCUGGAUGGUUGUGAGCAGUACCGUUAUGUUAACAAUUUUGUGUACUUGUAAUAGUCUAACUAUGUACAGUUAGUUUUAGUGCAGAAAAUAAUUGUACUGUUGAAAAAAAAUGUUUAUACUUGCAGCGUGAAGCAACUAAUAGUGAUUGGAGUACUGUGGGAGACUGAAUUAAGUGCUGCAUGCAUUAGUCGGCUCAAAGUAAUAGUGUUUAGAAUUUACCCCUAAAGGUAUAAAGCAGGAUCCUGAACUGAAAAUAGUUUUGAAUUUUCAAGGUAAGGGCAGACUGAAUAAGAUGUUUAAGAGGAGUUUUUCAAAUUUUUGACUCCAGUUUUAAGUGAAUUGAUGCCAGUACAAUUACAGGGAAUUCAGUUUUGGAAUAAAAUCAACCAAGUAGCUCCUGUUGUACAACAUUGGUCUUAGCAGUGUUAGGAUUUUUGCAUCCAAAAGUAAACUACGCCUGGUUUUCAAGUCAAUAUUUCAUCACUUGGCCAGGCUACCAGACUUUUUUGAAACUGAAGAUGUAACUGUUUAUGCAAACUUAAGAUGACAAUGGGCAUGUACUUCCUAUCAAAUAUGCAUUCAUUGUCGAUGUGACAAAUAUAACUAUAUUUCUGACUAUUCAUAGAUAUUGGACAGAAAAUUUAUGCUCAGCUAAAUCAUGGUGAUGCAUUGAAUAACUACAGUAUGAUUUUGCUCAGGAUUUGAAAAUGGCUUGUGACUGAGUUUAGUCCGUAAGCAGUUGUGUUUGCAGUAACUUCAGUUUGAUCGGUGAAAAUAUUUUAUUUCUUGUGAAGUUAAAAGGUAAAUUUUCAGAGAAAUGUUAUGAGCUGAAGUUUAUGUAAAGCAGGCAUUGCAUCUUGCAUUGGGAACCAAUUUUGAUGCCUGAAACGGGUGUCAGGUCCACUAGAUAGGUAAAUGAGGUUUAACAACUCUUGCUGUCCAAUUUGUGCAAAAGGAUCAGAAAUGAGCAAGAUAGGCAAUAGACUUUACUGGUUUAGGUUUCUUCAGCUGCUAAGUAAUGGUGAGUUCCUUCAGAAAACUUCUUUGAAUGCAAGAAUAAAGAGUCCCGUUUGGGGGUCCCUCCUGCUUGCACAGUGCCAAUUCUUAAUUUGAUGUGCCCAGACAAGUUUCCCCCCAAAAGAUCUUAUGCGUGAAAUUGGUUUUUGCCAGAAGUGUAAAACAUGUUCAAGUUGUCAGCCACUAUCAAAAAACUAAGUUCUGAGCUCUGACCGCUGUACUGAAUAGACCAAAUUUCACCCAUUAUAUUUAACAUGUUUGAACUUAGCCUAGUGUUGAAACUGUUGUGAUAAUUAGACUUUUACAAAAUUGGUACUAUUGGGAUUUUAUUUGAAGUUCACUUGAUUCAGCUAAGCUUGAAUAUAUACUAUAAUAUCUCUAAACUGGUUUAUAAAUGUUUAAAUCUAAGCAACCAGACAACAACUAAGUGUCUUGAGUUCAUGGUCUUAUUGAUGGGACAUUACGUACUGAAGCUGCUGUAUGCUUUUUUUUCCACUGUGCACCUCAACAAGAUUUUAUUUUUUGAAAUUUUGUAUUAAAAAUUUGCUUACUUA